Molecule: messenger RNA, 471 nt
Organism: Purpureocillium lilacinum
Lineage: Eukaryota; Fungi; Ascomycota; Sordariomycetes; Hypocreales; Ophiocordycipitaceae
Biological process (GO): microtubule-based movement
Cellular component (GO): cytoplasmic dynein complex; cytoplasm
Molecular function (GO): dynein intermediate chain binding
Source: RefSeq, a predicted model, not a curated record
AUGGCCACUCCUCCCGUUCCCUUCAACCGGCUCAAGCAGAUCGCCACCGACGUCUGCAACAGUGCCAUUGGCAACGCCGAGUUCUACGACCACGCAAAGACCGAGCAAUGGAACUCCAGCAUCAUUAGCUCGAUGCUCAAGGCAGUCAUCUCCGAGUCGACUCCCCAGGGCGCGUCGGCACCCUCGUUCAAGUUUGCUUGCAACAGCACCAUCGUCCAGCACCUCGUCCCGACGUCUUCCCUGAACAAGGCCCGCGGCGGCACCGACGUCAAGACGGAGGAGCCGCACAUCUCAACGAGCACAGAGGCCACGGCCACGGACGGCAAGCCGCACGUCGGGCGACGCGGCAUGCACAGCGCCACGGGUGCGUACUGGGACGAGAAGAAGGACGGCAUGUGGACGUUCAAGUACGACGGCGGCGAGGGCAAGGGCAUGGACGUGGUCAUUAUGCUCAUCUGGGUUGCCAUCUGA